AUGCGACGAGUCAAAAAGUCACGUAACGGCUGCGCGCGAUGCAAAAGCAAGAGGGUCAAGUGCGGAGAGGAGAAACCGCAUUGCAGCCGCUGUACUCGCUUAGGUGUUCGGUGUCCCGGCUAUGUCCAGUCUCUACGCUGGGUCACGAAGCAUGAGCAGCCCAGUCCCAACGCAUCUGAUGGGAAACCCAUGAGUCCGGCUGCAGAGAGAACUCCGGUACAAGUAAAUGAUCCGGCAGAGAAUGUACUGCCGCUAGAUGGCACUAAUGCUCGUCCAUCACAUGACACUGAGCCUCAUGCGUUCGGAUUAGAUGCUGAUUCAAAUACACUCGAUAACCUGUGGGGUUUGAGGGGCAAUGCCUCACUGCCAGACUUGGCAGAUCUAUGUCCGCCGUCUCCUGUACCGGGGACAGGCUUCUCGCCGCGAGAUUCGCCAUUUGACUUUGCGUCUGAAGAUACAGCCGCGGAUCAGUCUCGAUUCUUUUCUUUGAUCGGCCCUAUUGACGAGGAAGAACAGCCUGCGAACAUGUAUCGAGAUUUUUCGCCUUCAGCUAUCGUGCGCAGUUACCCUCCGAACUCACAGCGAGCUCCUCUGCGAGACUUUAUGUCUAUCUCACGUCCGCUGAACAAUCCAUCAUGGACUCUAAUUGAAUACUACUUCAAGGAAGUCGCUGCAUUGUUCUCCAGCUACGACAGCCAGAUGAAUCCUUUCCGCACCACCGUUUCCCGUCUAUGGGGCUCAUCCUUAGCCAUGUGCCGCACAAUGCAAAGUAUGGCAGCUGCAACGCUAGUCAAUGAUUUCCCUCAAUUUGGGCCUCUGGGUCGGAAGAUGCGAGACGAGGCUGUCGAUAUCAUCACCGGGGAGGCGGUCAUGGAUGACAAGUCCCUGCUUGCACUACUCAUGCUCGGUCAAACCGCGAGUUGGCAUGACCCAAAAGACCUAGGGAUAUCUUUCUUCAACCUACUCCGCAAGCAGCUCAACUCCUUAUCGUCCUCCUCGGAAUGCCCAAGCUACGGGUUCGUCAAGAGCUGUAGUAACAAUUACCGCUUCUUUGAAGAGGCUCUUAUCUACUGGGAAAUGCUCCUUUCUUUCGUGACAGAUAGCAAUUCCAUGGUAUUUUCCGACUCUUGCACCUACUCAUCAGACGAUCAACUCGUCCUCCAACGAGUUCCGCAUCCAUGGACCGGGAUCGCCAAGGAUACCCAAUUCACCGUGCACGAAGUCGGCCGCCUCGUCCGACGCGAGCGCAAACGCGUCCGCUCGCGAAACUUCACCUCUCAAGAAGAUAUCAACCGCGCACGAAUGGCCAUCGAAAAAGCUCAGGAACUAGAAAAGCGCCUCUUGGGCCUCGCGCAUCCCAGUGAAGCCGAAAUAGUUAGCCCAGGCGACGACGAAACUCCAGUCUGGCACCUGCUCACCAUGGCCGAAGUCUACCGCUGCACAGGUCUAAUGCAACUAUACCGAGUCUUCCCUGAUCUCCUGCGCAACCGACUUUCAACCCAAACCACACAAUACUCUACCACGACCUCAAAUCGCGAUCCAUUUUUCCCCAUCAAUCUAGACAGCAUGAACAUGUCCACGGGGUUCUCUGAUACAAGUCCAAACACAGCCACCAACACUUACUCAAAUCACACGCACACCCAUACCACGCCACCACUCUCUUCUCCCCCGAGUAUCUACCACCAAGCACAAGACGACAAGACUCCAGAAAGUCUUCACAACAACUGGCUCACUGAGUUCGCCAUCACAACUAUAAGCCGCCUAAAAACCAUCCCCCUCGAAUCCCGCACCCGCUGUCUACAGCCCUUCCUCCUUGUCGCUUCAUGCAGCGAACUCCGUCUCCCCCUCAAUCUCACCACGAAGAAGAUGAAAGCACCAACGAUUCCACGGAACCACCAACCGUAUCGAUGGAAGCUAUUGAAGUCUCGCAAACUCGGCGCUUCAUUCUUGGGAGGUUGA
Messenger RNA from Penicillium maclennaniae, 1959 nucleotides. Its product is annotated as Zn(II)2Cys6 transcription factor. Lineage: Eukaryota; Fungi; Ascomycota; Eurotiomycetes; Eurotiales; Aspergillaceae. The record is from RefSeq and is a predicted model, not a curated record. The coding region runs from base 1 to 1959 and encodes 652 amino acids. The transcript is spliced from 2 exons. Gene Ontology annotation, biological process: positive regulation of transcription by RNA polymerase II. Gene Ontology annotation, molecular function: zinc ion binding; DNA-binding transcription factor activity, RNA polymerase II-specific; transcription cis-regulatory region binding. Gene Ontology annotation, cellular component: nucleus.